AUGUGGUUGCUUCGACAGCUUCUUUCCCCUGCGCUGGUCCUUGUCGGCCAUGGGGCCCUCACCUUGGCCGCCACUGCGCUCCCGAUGGCUAAGCUGUUCGACGUCGUCACCGACAGCUCACUUAACGGAAACUGCGCGGCGUACAGCACGGCCACGCUGGAUCAACUGGCGAGUGAUGCACUGAAGUUGGCGGAGGCAGGGAGCAAGGCUUGCGAUUCUUAUGUCGCCGCGGAUCCGGCCAUGGUCCGGCUCUUCGACGCCUUUUUCCAGGGAACCGAUGCCACGGCGGUGGCUGGGAUGAAACUCUGGUACGACUAUGUCAGCAACUGGCUGCAAAACGGGGGCGUGCUGUCGGGACGAACCAAGCUGCCGCUGCUCUUCUGUGGCGACCACAGCAUCCGCCAGACGAUGAGCAGUCCGUUGCGUGAUGACGAUGGCAACACCCACCAAAAUGCCCAAAAGACAGGAGACACGCUGAUCGUGCAGGAUUCGUACAUGAAGGACUGGUGGAAGCAAGUCGCGGUGGCGCAGCAGGUCGUGCUGACGGCGGUCUACCCCUACUGGGAUCCGCAACAGCUGGUGUACUUCUUCGACCAGAAGAAGGGGUCAAGUGUGACUGAUUACCAGUGCGCGGACGACAGCCUGGGCUAUACGAUCGCGCAGGGCCGGGGCAGCGUGACGCUAUGCACGAGCUCCUUCUCGGCCGGUGGGAACCUGGGCAGCGUCGCCCCGAGCCCUAUCCCGGCCAAAGACUUCGUCAACGGCAAUCCGCCCUCCAACCAGGCCGCCCAGCCCAUCGACGACAUCAUGCCCGGCGCGGCCACCCUCUUCCAUGAGUUGCUCCAUCUUUUCUCCGAGAACAAGUUCGUCCCCUCCACGGGCGAGGAAUACAACGCCUGGCGUAUCAUGGGUAAGAUGGUGCGCGAUGACAACACCUACUUUACCGGCGACAAUUCCGUCGAUAACGCCGAGUCUUACACUUUCGUGGCGGGCGCCGCAUACUAUACCCAGAAUAUGCCAUCGAAUGGCAAGGUGGUGGAGUACUAUACCGGAUAUUGUUCGACGCAGUAG
This is a messenger RNA of Aspergillus sclerotioniger CBS 115572, 1071 nucleotides long. RefSeq lists its product as uncharacterized. Lineage: Eukaryota; Fungi; Ascomycota; Eurotiomycetes; Eurotiales; Aspergillaceae. Gene Ontology annotation, molecular function: metallopeptidase activity. The coding region runs from base 1 to 1071 and encodes 356 amino acids. The record is from RefSeq and is a predicted model, not a curated record. The transcript is spliced from 3 exons.